This is a messenger RNA of Phytomonas sp. Hart1, 422 nucleotides long. NCBI's taxonomy places the organism in Eukaryota, Euglenozoa, Kinetoplastea, Trypanosomatida, Trypanosomatidae. The record is from the annotation of a GenBank genome assembly.
UAACAAAAGCUGAUAUAAUACCCCUCCCUUACUAGGAAAAGAAAAAAGAUGGCAAAAUCGAAGAACCACACCAACCACAACCAAUCCCGCAAGAAUCACCGCAAUGGGAUUAGUCGCCCGUUGCCGCUAUACCUGAACAACUCCAAGCGGGGCGGAUGGCUGCCCUCGCUCAUCAACGCCCGCCGCGUGCGCAAGAAUAACCAAAAAGAGGCUAUUAAACGACGCCGUGAGCGGAUUGCGAACUUCCAGGCCAAGCAGAACUAAGCAAACGGCACCUUUUCCUUUGGUUUAGGAGGGUCUAUUGUGUUUAGUUUUAGAUGACGAAAUAAAAAGGAAGGGAGGAGGGAAGAAUAUUGAUCAGCGUGUUGGAUUCAUGCUUUUCUUUUUUGGUUUAAUAGGAAGGCAGUCAAUGCUCUCCCUAA